GGAAAAAGUGGUGAGCCUCCAAUUCCACAAUUCCCAUGCACGUACAAAUAAUCUUUCACAUUCUAUCAUAAGAAAAGAGACUAACAAGUUAAAUUAAAGAAUAUAAUAAGUAAAAGAAUCACUAUCUGAUAAGAAAUGGCAACAAGUGGUAUAAUGAGGAGAUGCAUGGUGCCUUUGUGCACAAUCUAUCUAUCCCUGGCCUCACUUGCCCUCCUCGCAGACGCCGGCAACGACUACUGCGCCGUUGCCCUGAACAAGAAGCUCUGCGAGGAGACUGUGAAGGGGGCCGGGGAUUGGAACCAGGCUAUUACCAAGGCAAUAACAAAUGCCAUUAGCCAGAUUGAAAAGGUGAACCAUGGCCAAGUUAAGUCUACCAUUCAAAAGACCAAGCCCGCCUCCACGGCAAACAGCGUUGAUCGAACGUGCACCGAGGCCUACGCCAGCGCCAAGGACAGGUUGGAGGAGGGCAUGGAACUGGUGAAAAAAGGUGACAAAACGGGAAGUUUGAACUUCAAGCUGUCGGCGGCGUUGACCAGCCUCGAAGAUUGCACCAACGCAUUCCAAGACUUCAACCUCGAAAUCUCCAACAUCAAGGCGCUGAACAACAACGUCGAAAACGCCAUUAGGGUUUGUUUGGCUGUUGAAAGAUCAAACUCCGGCCAUCAUUGAAAAACCAACACACAAAAACUAUAUAUUCAAUGUUGAUUAAAGAUUAUUGAUUCAUAAUUGACAGUUCAUCAUAGACUAAGUCCUUAUUGGUUAUUUUCAUUAUUCCUAUUCUUUUGGUAUUACUGUUAGUGGAAUAAGUCAUGGUUAGUGGAGAGGAUUUUUAGGAUAUCUAAUUUGUUGAAGUUUAUCUCCGUUUGUUUUUAUGUUUAAGAGCUCUAUAAAUAGCUCUACAGAUCAGUGAAUAAAAAUUAGUUCUUCUU
Messenger RNA from Cuscuta campestris, 929 nucleotides. The record is from the annotation of a GenBank genome assembly. NCBI's taxonomy places the organism in Eukaryota, Viridiplantae, Streptophyta, Magnoliopsida, Solanales, Convolvulaceae.